Lobosporangium transversale is the source of this 603-nucleotide messenger RNA. RefSeq lists its product as hypothetical. The coding region runs from base 28 to 582 and encodes 184 amino acids. The record is from RefSeq and is a predicted model, not a curated record. Gene Ontology annotation, molecular function: ribonuclease P RNA binding. Gene Ontology annotation, biological process: tRNA 5'-leader removal. The transcript is spliced from 3 exons. Gene Ontology annotation, cellular component: ribonuclease P complex. NCBI's taxonomy places the organism in Eukaryota, Fungi, Mortierellomycota, Mortierellomycetes, Mortierellales, Mortierellaceae.
AAAAAAAAAAAAAAAAAGGAAAAAGGCAUGGUCCGCUUCAAGAACAGAUACUUGCUAUUCGAGGUCGUCUAUGCGAACACGCCAUUACGAUGGGCUUCGAUUCCAGCUUCCAAUACAUUAGAACUGUCUUCGACAGCUGAUCAAAAUCCUUUUGGAGAUACUGGAAGAAAUAACUGUCAACUACCACAAAUCAGCAACAAAGACCUGAUGGUUGCUCUUAAGGACUCGAUAGCAGGGAACUUUGGAGAUUAUGGAGCUGGGCUAACACAGAGGCCAUUGACAUUAAAAUAUUUUUCACCACACACAAACAUUGGGAUUCUCAGGAUAUCGAGAGAGGAAUUGCAUAUUGUAUGGGGUGCACUCACCUUUAUUACACAGCUGAAAGGAAACCCAUGCAUUUUCAGAGUCCUUCAUACUUCUGGUACGAUCCGACAUUGUCAAUCACGGACGAUUGCCUACGAUCGUGACCGGAUUAUGGCCCUAAGGAACCAGGCACAGCUUUUGAAAGACGAUCAGGCGUUUACACAGCUUGGCCUUGCGCUUAAGGACUCAUUAGACGAAGUUAAUGCGCUGGAGCUUUAGAGUGGGGGAUUUGAUUAGGAC